This is a messenger RNA of Effrenium voratum, 1257 nucleotides long. The record is from the annotation of a GenBank genome assembly. NCBI's taxonomy places the organism in Eukaryota, Dinophyceae, Suessiales, Symbiodiniaceae.
AUGGCAGAGCUGCCACGGCAAGUGGAUGUUAGAGCGCGCUUGGAGGAGCCCUGCUAUGCCUUCUCGCUGAACUUGGAGGAUGAGGCUUCCCUUGACAGCAAGAUGCUCCGGCAGUUCGAGGCAGAAAGCAGCGCCCGGCCUGACUCGGACUCCGAUGACUCUCCCGUGGUCCGGCCCCCUCGGGCGCGACCGGCGCAGGCGUCGUCGGCGUCUGUGGGGCAGCUGCCCACGCUGAUGACCUCGAGUUGGCGGAGCUCAAGCUCCUCGGUGCCGAUGAUGCUGGCCAGCAAGUCCUCCCAUGUGCGGUCCUUGACGUCUCUCAGGAGUGACAGCCAGCCCUUGGGCAGCAAGUGGCGGGACCAGGACCUGGACGGAACGGUGAGGUCCAACGCGGAUGAUGGGUCCGAGUUCGUGCAGGGUUGCCUUCCCAACUGGGCCACAGAGCGGAAGGUGAGGUCGGCAGCAGCCGUGGAGCACAAGCUCUCCUGGGCCUACUACCACAUGCGCUCCAUGCGCGUGGGGCUGCCGAAGACCGAGAUGGUGAAGAGGCAGACGGGUCAACAGUUCGAUUUCUGGAGGGACCUGCGCCCUCCCUUUCGGGUGGCGUCCAUUGAGAGGGACACGGAUGACACUGGCGGUGCAGAUGGGCCGUUGUUUAGAAUCUCUUACAGCUGCCCUUUGGAUUAUGUCACCGAGAGGAAGUGGGGGCUGCGGACUUCAGAGGAAGGCACUUUCAAGAACACAGUGCACGGAGUAGCAGAAGUCCGCAUCGCCAAGGACUUCCCGGAGACCUCGAAGCACAUUUGCGUGCUGAGCUGGGGCCGGCCGGCGCUCAAGUUCGGGGUCAAGCCGCAGCAAAAAGCGAAGGAGGUCCCGGCCAUCUCCGUCGACCCCAAGACCUGGAGCCCCGUCGCCGCUGAGUUCCACCUCAGGUCGAACUGCGGACGCCUGGCCAAGCUGCGUGACACGUUGCACCAAACCAACCUGAAGCUGGCCGAGGAGCGGCGACAGACGAGGCCUUGGCGACGAGCGCUGCUGAAGCCCUGCGCGACCUUGGCGGAUUUCGUGCAGGCAGAAGAAGGUGCGAACGAGUACAACCCAGACAGCCCCAAGCGAGAUUUGAGGCGCACAGGGCCUGCGCCGGCUGCAUCAACAUCGAGGGGUGAUACACAAGUUAGACCCUGCAGCAGGGAGAAGGCGGCUGGCCAUUGGCACGCCCCGCAAAAGCGGCAGUGCCGAGCCAGUGCGUCCUUAUGA